Penaeus vannamei (Pacific white shrimp) is the source of this 659-nucleotide messenger RNA. Lineage: Eukaryota; Metazoa; Arthropoda; Malacostraca; Decapoda; Penaeidae. The record is from RefSeq and is a predicted model, not a curated record.
AUGACAGUCGCAUCUGGUGACGAAGGCGACGAAGGAGUAUAUAAAGAAGCUGACGGUGGAUAUGGAGGACACCACGGGGGCUUCGGACGAGGUCAUGGAGGCUUCAGAGGAGGUCACGGGGGCUUCGGAGGCUUCAGAGGAGGUCACGGGGGCUUCGGAGUCCUAGGAGGAGGAAGAGGAAGAGGUUUCCACGCUGGCUUCGGAGGCCACCUCGCUCACGCUGCUCCUGUGUUCAGUCUCCUAAAUGCAUUCCUGAUACUCUGUGAUAACGAAAUAUUGGUAUUUUCUGAAGGCCCAGCUCACUACUCCUACGAAUACGCCGUCAACGACGACUACGCCGGCACCAACUUCGGCCACAAAGAAGUCCGAGAAGGAUACCAAACCAAGGGGUCCUACUUCGUCCACCUCCCCGACGGUCGCCUCCAGACGGUCAACUACAUAGCCGACGAACACGGUUUCCGCCCCGAAGUCUCGUUCGAGGGCGUUGCUCACCACGCGGUCCCGGUUCGUCCCCAUGCUAAGGCGGCCCAUGUUAAAGGGGGGUACCACUAGCUUAUGUACUGCUGUUGACCUGUGCGCGCGUGGGUGUGUUAAUAUGUAUAUUUAUACGUGUAUAUAUUAAUUACUUUUGGAGGCGUUUUACUUCCCGGAUGGGAGGG